AUGGAAGAGCCUGGAAAGUAUGCCCACAUGCCCAACAUCGGUGUAUACGGCACAAGCUGUGCUGCGUGGGAUCAAGUGCCUGGAACCCCCUUGUCAAGCAGGUGUGCACCGGGUUCGGAUUGGUCGAGUGCAGACUUCAAUUGGUGCCAACUACCAUGGUGCUUCGUGAACAGCUCCUGUGCUUCGAGGAUUCCAACUCGGGUGUUUAAUGGAUCGAUGCUCUACUACAGCUAUGAUUCCUGCGGCAAUGCGCCAGAUUGCUAUCAUGAUUUCGGGCAAGAUCUGCGGUGUCCGUACGACCCAUACGGCAGCAAGAGUUACAAGGUUCACAAGGGAGAUGGCUGCGAGUGUUUAUUCCAUGGGAUUGAACUUCCACCUGAAACGUUUCUCUUAGAUGCAGAUGCCGACUCGGACACUUCAGAAGUUUUCGGGAACAUGUCGUAUGCAGGGAUCUACGGUACAACCUGUGCGGCAUGGGACCAAAUGCCUGGAAGUCCUUGGGCCGAGCACUGUCCACGUGAUGCCGAUUGGUGCCACAGCGAGCACAACUGGUGCCAGCUGCCGUGGUGCUAUGUUUCUGAAGCGUGUGAAACGAAAAUAAGCAGCACCUUCUUCGACAACACAUCGGCCGUGGCAUUCUACAGCUAUAACACCUGUUUGGACACACCCAACUGCCGGUCAGUGCCACUUGAUGCUUCGUGUCCAUUCGACAGCAGAGACAUCCGCUGGCCAACUGCGGUGAGCUGUCCAGACAGUUGGUCCGAUGUAUGUGAAUGUCAAUACCAAGGCUCCCUGCUGCCGGGGCCUUUGUUCACUCAGUUUCCAGCGGAAGAGCCACGCAGAUUU
Molecule: messenger RNA, 846 nt
Organism: Symbiodinium sp. CCMP2456
Lineage: Eukaryota; Dinophyceae; Suessiales; Symbiodiniaceae
Source: the annotation of a GenBank genome assembly